Oncorhynchus nerka (sockeye salmon) is the source of this 681-nucleotide messenger RNA. Its product is annotated as BTB/POZ domain-containing protein KCTD9-like. Bases 1 to 681 code for a protein of 226 amino acids. The transcript has 3 exons. NCBI's taxonomy places the organism in Eukaryota, Metazoa, Chordata, Actinopteri, Salmoniformes, Salmonidae. The record is from RefSeq and is a predicted model, not a curated record.
AUGCCACAGCUGAGCUUUCACAGGUGUGACCCAUCAGCACUGACGACCCUCCCAGCUCCGCCCACCAAUCUCCUGCAGGAACCCUGCAAUCUGGAGCCCUGCAAUCUGGAGCCCUGCAAUCUGGAGCCCUGCAAUCUGAAGCCCUGCAAUCUGAAGCCCUGCAAUCUGGAGCCCUGCAAUCUGGAGCCCUGCAAUCUGGAGCCCUGCAAUCUGAAGCCCUGCAAUCUGGAGCCCUGCAAUCUGGAGCCCUGCAAUCUGAAGCCCUGCAAUCUGGAGCCCUGCAAUCUGGAGCCCUGCAAUCUGGAGCCCUGCAAUCUGGAGCCCUGCAAUCUGGAGCCCUGCAAUCUGAAGCCCUGCAAUCUGGAGCCCUGCAAUCUGGAGCCCUGCAAUCUGGAGCCCUGCAAUCUGAAGCCCUGCAAUCUGGAGCCCUGCAAUCUGGAGCCCUGCAAUCUGGAGCCCUGCAAUCUGAAGCCCUGCAAUCUGGAGCCCUGCAAUCUGAAGCCCUGCAAUCUGGAGCCCUGCAAUCUGAAGCCCUGCAAUCUGGAGCCCUGCAAUCUGGAGCCCUGCAAUCUGGAGCCCCACUCUUGCCCCCCUGCCCCCAUCCCUCAGGAAGAUGACGUGAAGAUAACCGCGACAGCGUUAAUCAAAGAGAGGGAGCGUUUUGAUCCCACUCUCAAUUAG